Molecule: messenger RNA, 1317 nt
Organism: Diatraea saccharalis (sugarcane borer)
Lineage: Eukaryota; Metazoa; Arthropoda; Insecta; Lepidoptera; Crambidae
Source: the annotation of a GenBank genome assembly
AAUGGGGGGUCAACGUCACAUCAUGCAUUCCACAACUAACGCUCAGAGUGAUACUACGCCAUUUUUGCUCGUGAACUUGUGAAAUUAUUGUGACAUAAGUUGCGCAACUUAGAUUGUGAACUUGCUGCCAAUUGGGAUUGCAACCUUCAUCGUGUCUAGUGCAAGUGAAUUUGUGACAAUUUCCCCAAAACUGUGCAAAGUGCCGAAGGAUUGUGACAAUAACUAUUAUAACAUACGAAGUAUUAAUUUGAAAAAAGCGAAGAUGUACGAGGAUUCAGUUGUUCCUGUGAAAGCGGAGACAUUCAGUGGGGUGGCUGCCAAAAGUUCUGUCAGCCAAUGCAUCAAAACGGUGCUACUUACGGCCUGCGUCGAAAAGAGAUUGACUAUUGGCCUUCUUCCGGCCAUUCAGUACCUCUCCCAGAAUAGCAACGGAGCACUUUUCUGCCUAACUGCACCGCCUGGCGACAGUGCAACACACAUGCAAGAAGUAUUGCUGCAAGCUUUUUGUGUAGAAAACGGUAUCUACGUCAUCAAAGUAGACUCCGACAAGAAAUUAAAGAAGUUAUUGGGCUGCGAUAUCCCAAACUUGGAUUUUAGCUGUGUACUGGUCCAUUAUCCUUACACUGAUCCAUUUAGCGACAGUCAAGAAAUUGAUUUGUCCAUUUUAACAGAAUCGGAGAGAGAUUUGAUCAGACACUGCGAGUCAAAUUGGGAUUAUGCUCAAAUGCCAGUAAUUAAAUUGCCAGAGAAGUGAUUCGAUGAAGAUAAACAUAUCGAGAAAAAAAAAUACCGACCUCUUGUUUUGGUCGCGAAAGCCAUUUUGGCCUUGUCGUUUUUACUUAGGCGUCUAAUGCCAUCUAGUAUUGGUUGCAUGAAUUAACGUCAUGCUUGCCGGCUUUGAUUAGCAGUCGAAUUGAUUUUGUGAAAAAUUGUGAAUUUUUAACUAUGUAUUCAAUUUCGUCAAUAACAUAAUAUUGUUGCAAUUUAAGGGCAUUUUGCCAAUCAUUGAUAUUUAUAAGAUCCAGAAUAUUUGAAAUGUAGUUAUUAAAUUUUUACCAUGCCAUUAUUGCAUUGAUGAAAUUCUAAAUGAUUAUUGUGGUUUUAGAAAUAAUUACUGAUAAAUGAUUAGACUUUCUUAACUGUAAGUGUAAUAUAAUUGAAUUGGAAAUAGUUAAUGAAAUCUUUGUAAUAUUGAGAAAAUGCAGACAACAUUAUGAAGUAUUUUUUUAUUUUUGUAAUACCCUUACCAUAAUUAUAAUCUAUUCUUAAUUUACUGGAACAAAAAACAGAAUAAAAAUAAUGGUAAAUGAAGUCUUA